Molecule: messenger RNA, 2650 nt
Organism: Balaenoptera ricei (Rice's whale)
Lineage: Eukaryota; Metazoa; Chordata; Mammalia; Artiodactyla; Balaenopteridae
Gene: AP1G2
Product: adaptor related protein complex 1 subunit gamma 2
Exons: 22
Coding region: 90-2453 (787 amino acids)
Biological process (GO): receptor-mediated endocytosis; intracellular protein transport; Golgi to vacuole transport
Cellular component (GO): membrane coat; AP-1 adaptor complex; Golgi apparatus
Molecular function (GO): clathrin-cargo adaptor activity
Source: RefSeq, a predicted model, not a curated record
GGGAAGGACCAGACCAAGUUCCAACGCUCGCCGGGGCUGGUACCAGGAAGCGCUGGGGGGAGAGGAGCGGAGUUGAGACUGAAGCCAGGAUGGUGGCGUCCUCGUCCUCGCUGAAGCUUCAGGAUCUAAUCCAGGAGAUUCGUGAGGCCAAGACCCAGGCCCAGGAGCGGGAGGUGAUCCAAAAGGAGUGCGCCCACAUCCGGGCCUCCUUCCGCGAUGGGGACCCUCUGCACAGGCACCGCCAGCUGGCCAAACUGCUCUACGUCCACAUGUUAGGCUACCCCGCCCACUUUGGACAGAUGGAGUGCCUGAAACUGAUCGCCUCCCCCAGGUUCACAGACAAGAGGGUGGGCUACCUGGGGGCCAUGCUUCUACUGGAUGAGAGGCAAGAUGCCCACCUGCUCAUUACCAACAGCAUCAAGAAUGACCUGAGCCAAGGGAUUCAGGCUGUACAAGGCCUGGCCCUGUGCACUCUGAGUGCCACGGGCUCUGCUGAGAUGUGCCGGGACUUGGCCACUGAGGUGGAGAAACUACUCCUGCAGCCUAGCGCCUAUGUGCGCAAGAAGGCUGUUCUGACUGCAGUGCACAUGAUCCGGAAGGUCCCUGAGCUCUCCAACAUCUUCCUCCCACCCUGUGCCCAACUGCUUCAUGAACACCACCACGGCGUCCUGCUGGGCACCAUCACGCUGAUCACGGAACUCUGCGAAAGAAGCCCUGCGGCCCUCAAGCACUUUCGAAAGAUGGUGCCCCAGCUGGUGCACAUCCUCCGGACUCUGGUGACGACGGGAUACUCCACAGAACACAGCAUAUCUGGAGUCAGCGACCCCUUCCUGCAGGUCCAGAUACUUCGUCUGCUUCGGAUUCUGGGCCGGAACCACGAGGAGAGCAGUGAGACCAUGAAUGACUUGCUGGCCCAGGUAGCCACGAACACAGACACCAGCCGAAAUGCGGGCAACGCGGUCCUGUUUGAGACGGUGCUCACCAUCAUGGACAUCCGCUCUGCAGCGGGCCUGCGGGUUCUAGCUGUCAACAUUCUUGGCCGCUUCCUGCUCAACAGUGACAGGAACAUUAGGUACGUAGCCCUGACGUCCUUGCUGAGGCUGGUGCAGUCUGAUCACAGCGCUGUGCAGCGGCACCGGCCCACCGUGGUGGAAUGUCUGCGGGAACCUGAUGGCUCCCUCAGCCGGCGGGCCCUGGAACUGAGCCUGGCUCUGGUGAAUAGCUCCAACGUGCGAGCCAUGACACAGGAGCUGCAGGGUUUUCUGGAGUCCUGCCCCCCUGAUCUACAGGCCGACUGUGCCUCAGGCAUCCUGCUGGCAGCAGAGAGGUUUGCCCCAACCAAGCGGUGGCACAUAGACACCACCCUACGUGUGCUGAUGACGGCAGGCACCCAUGUGCGUGAUGACGCAGUGGCCAACCUGACCCAGCUGAUUGGGGGUGCCCAGGAGCUCCAUGCCUACUCUGUGCGCCGUCUCUACAGCGCCCUGGCUGAGGACAUCUCCCAGCAACCGCUGGUGCAGGUGGCAGCCUGGUGCAUCGGGGAAUAUGGGGACCUCCUGCUGGAAGGGAGCUGUGAGGAAACUGAGCCCCUGCAGGUGGAGGAAGAGGAGGUGUUGGCACUGCUGGAAAGGGUGCUGCAGUCCCAUAUGUCCCUGCCGGCCACCCGAGGAUAUGCCCUCACAGCCCUCAUGAAGCUCAGCACCCGGCUCCAUGGGGACAACAACCGCAUCCGCCAGGUUGUGUCCGUCUACGGGAGCUGCCUGGACGUGGAGUUGCAGCAGCGGGCGGUGGAGUAUAACACCCUCUUCCGAAAGUACGACCACAUGAGGGCUGCCAUCCUGGAAAAGAUACCUCUUGUGGAGCGAGGUGGCUCUCAGGCUGCUGAGGAAGCAAAGGAAAGCAAAGAAACAGCCCAGCUUUCGGAAGCAGCCCCUGUCCCCACAGAACCCCAGGCCUCAAAGCUCUUGGAUCUGUUAGAUCUCCUGGAUGGCCCUUCUGGGGAUGUGCAGCACCCUCCCCCUCUGGAUCCCACCCCAGGAGGCGCUUUGAUACACCUCCUCGACCUUCCCUGUGCUCCCCCACCCCCUGCUCCCAUCCCAAAUCUCAAAGUGUUUGAGCGCGAAGGACUACAGCUGAAUCUUUCUUUCGUUCGACCCCCUGGAACCCCUACUUUGCUGUUAAUCACUGUCACUGCCACCAACACCUCAGGGGGUGAUGUCACCCACUUCAUCUGCCAGGCCGCUGUGCCCAAGAGUUUCCAGCUGCAGCUACAGGCUCCCAGUGGGGACACAGUUCCAGCUCAGGGUGGCCUUCCGACGACCCAGCUCCUCAGAAUCCUCAAUCCUAAGAAGGCCCCCUUGCGGCUGAAGCUGCGCCUCACCUACAACCACUUUGGCCAGUCGGUGCAGGAAAUCUUUGAGGUGAACAACUUGCCUGUGGAGACCUGGCAGUAACUCGGCCUCCACUUACAGCCUGAAAUCCUGCUGGGUCUCCAAACCCAGGGGCCCCAGCUACUUGGAGCCCAUAUCUGAGAACAACCAGCAGGUGGCACUCUGGUCCUGUACUUGCCACUGCAGAAACUGGGGUGGGGGGGCUGCCCCCAACCCCACAAGUAGUGAAAGCCCAAUAAAGCCUGAGGGGGGAAGCCAUA